Molecule: messenger RNA, 5118 nt
Organism: Paramormyrops kingsleyae
Lineage: Eukaryota; Metazoa; Chordata; Actinopteri; Osteoglossiformes; Mormyridae
Gene: scaf1
Product: SR-related CTD-associated factor 1
Molecular function (GO): RNA polymerase II C-terminal domain binding
Source: RefSeq, a predicted model, not a curated record
CAACAUUUCCCACUGAGUCCGCUCGGCUGAUUGGAACUCAAUGAAGAAAGCGUAAUGGCGACAGCGGCCGGGAAGGCCUUUUAUUGUGUUAUUAGGGAAAAAAUCAUGUUUUGAGCUUCAGACUUGCGUUUUAAAUUAGUGUAUUGUUAUUUUAAAAGUACAGUUCGGGAAAAAAAUAUACUGCUUUCAUACACCGCCGCAAAUUGCGUAGCACGCCGCUAUGGAAGAAGAGGAGGAAUUUGACGAAGUUGACGGGGUCCGCCCCAACGUGGAGCAAGAGCAGUGCCAUGGAGAAAGAGAAGGCAGGGCAGAGGAAAAACGGACAAGGCUGCGAUGCUGUCAGCAUGAGAGGGAAGCUUCUGGUGUCCAGCCUGGUGACAUGGAUGCGGCAGCUCCCACGAUAUCUGACCGACCAGUCUCCCCCAUCUCACUGCACUGCCUCCCCCAUCAGUCUGACGACAGUAUGAUUUUAGACAUUGAGGUCACAGCUGAAGUCAGAAUUGAAGGCAGCUCCAGUUUGGCUCUCCUGCCCUUGGCUGCCCCUCGUUUACUGCGGAGUGGAAAGCCAGCGUUUUUUUGUGAUCAGUCUCCCUUCAUCUUGAGUCAUCCUUCAUCCAUCUGGACCAAAGGUCUGGACAGAGGUCUGAUGAAUCUGUCCUCCUGGCCUUGGCAGUUUAACACAGGCUCAGCUGCUACCAUGGCCACUGUACCUGGCACAGUUAUGACUGCGAAGAGCCCCUUCCCUUCACCCCCCUGCACUUCACCAUCGUCUCCCUCCUCUGCUCCAUCAUCACCUUCGUCUUCACCUUCAUCCUCGACCUCUUCUCCUGGAAGCACAGUUGUUGGUUACCAUGAUAAUGAUAGGAGUCGCACAGAGGGUGGCGCAGUUUCCAGUGCGACGGGGGAAGCCGUCUCCUCUACCUCGGUCUCGCUGGCACCCCCUGCGCACCCGCUGCCCCCUUCUUCCGGUACCUCUGUCCAUCUCUCUUCCUCACCCUGCCCAGUACCAGGAAGAGCAAGCAUCGAAAUCUAUGACCCAUUUCAUCCGACAGAGGGGGAGGCAGACAGAGAAGGCAGGGCAUCAGUGGAAGAUGACGAGGAAGAGGAUGAGGAAGACAUGGACAAGUAUGACCCAUUUGAUCCCACGGGUUCCCCAGCCUCAGAGAGAGGGAGGGAACGUGGAAUAGAAGCUGAGGAUGAAAAUGGCGUGGCCAGGAAGGCCAUGCUUUUGAUAGAGACACGUGUGGAGGGGCCAGGGAGGGAGAAAAUGAGGGAUAGGGCUCCUUCAGUUUCUACUGACCCCACUGUCUGUAGGCCACGGGAGGAGAGGGAACAGGCCAGAGGCAGAGAAAAUAAGAGAGAGAGGGGCAAAGGAGGAAGGGAAAGGAAAGAGGUUGAUAGUGAUAAUUCAGAAAUCGAGGAAGGAGAGAUUGUAGGUGCAGGUGACCGGGAGAGAGACAGGAAGAGGGACAAAACAGGAGAGAGGGUACGUGCUCCCGAUAGUCCCUUCCUCCACUCCUGUCGCCAGCCAGAACGGAUCCUCCGUGUUUUGGAUGGUGACGACUUUGUGUCUGUGAGAGCAGAAGGUAACUGGGCUUUGGGGAGAGAACGGGAUGGAGUGGGAGAUCUGAGGAGGAAGCUGGUCAGCAGACGGAAGGAGAGGUUUCGAUCUGGCCCUUCCUCUUCCCUCUCUCCCCCACUGCCUCUUCCACUCCCUGUUUCGUCUGUUCCAGCCCCCAAAGAGAAAGAGAGAAGCAGGAAGUCCACCAGGGGGUCCAAGGAUCGAGAAAGGCAUAAACGGAAGCAGGACAGGGGUGGUGAGAAACCAGACAGGAAGAGGGGAAAAGAUGAUGGAAGUAAAGAAAAGAAGGAGAGGGACACAGAGAGGGAUGGCAGGAGGGGGCAGGAGGAGAAGAGAAGGGAAGAAGACAGAGGAAGGAGCAGCAGGAGCAGUAGCAGUAAAAGGAAGAAAAGAUUGACUAGCCCAAAGCGCUCCUCAUACUCACAGAGCUCCUCUCACCGGCAGAAGCACAGGCGACACUCCUCAUCCAGCCAUUCAGAGGACCGGCGUCGGGACAGGGACCGAGAAAGGAGAGAGGAAAGAGAGUGGGACAAGGAGCAAGACUCCACCAAGAAGUCAAAGCGUAAGAGGGAGAGGGGAGAGCAAGCGGAGGAGUCUGGCAGCAGGGAAAGAAGAGGGGGAAGCCGGAAAAAUACAAAGUCGAGUAGGGAGCAGAGGGAGCGAGGCAGAGAGAGGGAUCGUAACAGGGAUCCUGAAAGGGAGAGGUGGCGAAGGGAUGGCCGGCCUGUAGUGCCUCCGUCCAUCCAAGACCUCAACGGUUCAGACUUGUUUGCUAUCAAGCGCACCAUUACUGUCACAACUACCACAACUACCACCACAGUCCCAGGAUCACCUCCACUGCCCCAGGCUACCCCAGAUACCCCACCUCAGGCCUCCGACAAGCCACGCAAGAAGAAAAGGAAGAGGAAAAGACGGGAAGAGAAGGAAGAUGAGGAAGAGGAGAUGCCAAUGAGUCAAUCACGUGACUCUUCUCUCACACCUUUGAGGUACCAUGAUUUUGACUCGGACCAGUUCUCUGACAAAUUAGGUGUGGAAGUGUUGUCUUUGGAUGGGGAGGCCCUUGACUCAGACUAUCCGUCGCUGGAAGACACUCCUCCACACCUGCCACCACCAUCCCCCCAUCCAAGCCCUAAACCCAAGGUUAAGUCCAAAACUGGUAGACAUGUCAAGAAGAAAUCCCGAACAGGCAAAAAAACUAACCUUGCAGAGACUUCUCAUAGACCAAAAUCUGGAAAAGGUCUAUCAUCUCUCUCCCCUCCAUCAGUUCCCUCAGUUAAUGUACCUACCAAGCAUAUCCAGAAGGCAGGGAAAGAGAAGGGGGUGAAGAAGGAAGGAGGUCGUUCAGGCAAGUCCAAAAAGUUGAGCAGAGGAACUCGUAAGGGAAAGCUCCAGUCCAAGGUGUCUGUCCUGGUGCGGGAUGGGGUGAGCAGCACCACAGGUGGGAGUGGCGUAGGGAAACGGGGGGUAGUUGUUGGGAGUAGUAAAGAUCUGUCAGCUUCAAGUGGAAGCAGCAGUGCGGGAGUUGUUGGGGGCUCCAUUGCUGUGGUCUUCCGCCGGGACAAUGAGAGCCGGUCACCUUUCCUCAAACCCUGUUCUGAGCCUGUCUCUGUCUCAAAAGGACGGAAAUGUGGGACCCUUUCAGCCUUGGUUCCUCCCUCUUCUUCGUCAUCCUCUUCUUCCUCGUCCUCCCAUCUCUCUGUCAUCAAAUCUAAGAAGGCCGAGCCCAGCUCCACCACCUCUGCCUCCUCAUCCUCAGCCUCCUCACCUUCUUCUUCCUCAACAACGAAGCAGAAGCGGAAACAGGGAAAGAGAGAGCGAGAUCACAGGGAGAAGGGAGGAACUACAGCUGAGGCGGGUGGAGCAGAUGAACGUUGUGGGAUAGGAGGCGAUACUUGGGGUGUGCCACUAUUGGACACACAAUCAGGCCUCACCCCUGGUGGGAAGCCCUCCAGUCCUCCAUCCAGGCCUCAGGCUGUACCCUCAUGCUCAUCGUCAUCCUCUGCCUCAGCCAGCAUUCUCCCACCAUCAUCUUCACCCCCCUGCAGCCCUCCGGUUACCCUCCCUGUUUCUCGUGACACUAGGGAAUCCACUCCAGACUCUCAGACUGUGGACAGCAGCUGCAAGACCCCAGAACCCCCAUUUGUGUCUGAUGAUAUAACAACACAGAUCCAAGCAUCCCCACUCAUACCUCUAUCUAAUGCUCCCCCAAGCCCACCAUCUCUUCAGACACCCCUGAGUGGCACCCCAGGAGUUGUGCAGUCUUGCACAGACCUCAAGUUGCCACCGGAAGAGCAGAAAGCACCUACAUCCCCUCCCUGUUCCUCCUCCUCUUCUGCGAACUCGACUGCUGCUUCACUCAAUCUCUCACUCCCAGCCUCAUCUGCUGACCACUCCUCAUCGGCCUCCUCUUCAGUUUCGUCUUCAUCGACUACCAAGCCACCACCUCCCCCGCCACCUGGAGCCCCACCUCUUCCAUGGAGCCUACAGACAGGAGUGGAUUGCACUGCUGGGGGGGUCUUAGCUUUGACGGCUCUCUUGUUUAAAAUGGAAGAGGCCAAUCUGGCCAGCCGUGCAAAAGCACAAGAGUUCAUUCAAGCUACCAGCCAGAUUCUCUCACAGGCUAACCAGAGCCAGACUCUACCCCCUUCUUCGUCGUCCUCUUCCUCCACCUCAUCGCAAGUUGCCCCUUUGCCAUCUCUCGCCCCGCCUUCUGUCCCGACUCCUGCCCAGUUCAUCCUCCACAGCUCUCUCCCAUUGGUUGGCUGUACCAAGACCCCGCCACCUCACCUGCAUCCCGGCUUGUCGUUGGGUGCGGGAUGUGCGCAGACUCCCCCUUUACACAGCGGGUCAUUAGGCACAACGGGGGUAUCAAGUGACACUAGCUGGGACGGGGAAAGCAAAGACCCAGAUAAGUAUCUGAAGAAGCUUCACACCCAAGAGAGGGCUGUGGAGGAGGUGAAACUGGCCAUCAAGCCCUACUACCAGCGCAAGGACAUCAACAAGGAUGAAUAUAAAGACAUUCUGAGGAAGGCUGUGCACAAGAUAUGCCAUAGUCGUACUGGUGAGAUCAACCCAGUCAAGGUUAGCAACCUGGUCAAGCUCUACGUCCAGAGAUACAAGUACUUCCGGAAGCACGGGCGGAAAGUAGGCGAGGAUGAUCGGGAUGGAGACAGAGAUCCAGCUGCUCUGCAUUCAUCAUCCUGAUUGUUUCCAAUGCAUCAAUUAGCCCAGCUGCUGAACAUGCAUUUGUUGCUCCUAUGCUAUUGGCCAGAGACUUUAGUGGCAGACACUGAGCUAUGCCUGCUCUUCCCCAGCGUCCUUGCCUUGUCAAUGCCAUCGAAACACAUGCAUUGCUGUGCUCCUUUCUUUCGCUUUGUCUUGCUGUACAGAUGUAUCAACAGAAAUACAAAGUAUGUACUGGAAGACGCAGGCUGAUGCUGUCCAUACUGUGCAUUACGCGUACUUGCUCUCCUUCAGUUGUGUACAGGUUUUAUCGUUGGUUGUUGGUUGGUAUAAAUAUAGGGAUUUCACAUACA